AUGAACUUGCUUCUAGCCGACCCCGAGGAGGCGGUCGAGUACAUUGAGCAAAUCACAAACACAAACACUAUACGCUCUGGCCACGCGACAUGCUUGCGCUUCAACAAGACGGGCGACUUUCUCGCCUCCGGGCGCGUCGACGGCACUCUGGUUGUCUGGGACAUUGAGACCAUGGGCGUUGCAAGGAAGAUGCGCGGCCACAACAGGAGCAUCACGUCGUUGAGCUGGUCGGGAUGCGGACGCUACCUGCUGUCUGCAUGCCAGGGCUGGAAAGUCAUUCUUUGGGACCUGCAAGAUGGGACAAAGUAUCGCGAGGUGCGCUUCAGAGCGCCGGCGUACAUUGCCGAGCUGCACCCACACAACCACAAUCUUUUUGUCGCGUCCCUCUUCGAAGCCCAACCCAUGCUUGUCGACGUUACCGAGCCCGUCGAAGUCAAGCAUGCCCUGACCUCUAUACCGAAGCGAUCGAGCGGAGACGGAGACGAUGCGCUGGCAGAGAAGCAUGCCAAGGAGGACGCGAAGCAGACGACGACCGUGACCAUCUUCACAGCAUCGGGUGACCACAUCAUCGCGGGCACCAACAAGGGCUGGAUCAACAUUAUCGACGUCAAGAGUCGGUCCGUUAUACACUCGGGAAAGCAGUGCAACGGCGUCAUCACGACGUUACGCUUGACUAGAUCGGGGCGAGACCUUUUGGUCAACUCUCAAGAUCGAAAAGUCCGAACGUUCUAUGUACCCGACCUCAACGCUAAAGACCUCGACGUCGAUACCCUCUACCUGAUUAAGGAGCACGAGUUCGAGGAUCAAGUCAACAGAUUGUCGUGGAAUCACGUCACAUUUACGGCGACAGGGGAAUAUGUGGCGGCGUCCACCUACAACAAUCACGAAAUCUACGUGUGGGAGCGUCGGACAGGAAGUCUGACGAGAAUAUUGGAUGGCCCAAAGGAGGAACAGGGCGUCAUAGAAUGGCACCCGCAACGUCACUUUCUGGCGACCUGCGGCCUCGAGACGGGCAGGAUAUACGUCUGGUCCAUCGUACCCGAGCAAAAGUGGGCUCGACUGGCACCCGACUUUGCGCAGGUGGAGGAGAACCAAGAAUACGUCGAGCGAGAGGACGAAUUCGACAUAUACGGACAGGAGGAGCUCACGAAGCGACGGCUGGAUGCUGAGGAUGAGGACGUCGACGUCGUGACUCCUUUCGAGAAUGGGGCUUUGGAGCAGCAAAACGCAGGCGAAGGAGGGCGCCAGGGCAAAUUUCGAAUGCCCAUCCUAUUUGACCUUGCCGACAGCGACAGCGAGGAGGAGUUCGUGGCCGUUUCGACCGGCACUAUGCGUAGGAGAAGCCCCGGUGCGGAUGGCGAGAUACUCGAUGACAUGUCGGCGGACAAGAAAGCGCCGGCAAAACGACGGGGUGCCAAGGGGCGGAAGAAAUAG
Verticillium dahliae VdLs.17 is the source of this 1434-nucleotide messenger RNA. Its product is annotated as Set1 complex component swd1. The transcript is spliced from 2 exons. The record is from RefSeq and is a predicted model, not a curated record. Gene Ontology annotation, cellular component: Set1C/COMPASS complex. Gene Ontology annotation, molecular function: protein binding. NCBI's taxonomy places the organism in Eukaryota, Fungi, Ascomycota, Sordariomycetes, Glomerellales, Plectosphaerellaceae. The coding region runs from base 1 to 1434 and encodes 477 amino acids.